UUAAAUAUUUUUCUUUCGGGACAUGUCUUUGCACAACCAGGAAAAUUGGAGAGGUUGCUAUCGGCUUGACCUGUGCUAUUCUUCGUGUCGUAUGCUUAAAAUGACUCAUAUCCCCCUACCUAACUCUUGGUAACCAUGGAUGGUGAGGGUAUGGUGGCAGUAGUGCGCGGGCUACGGGGUUCAGGACUAGCUGUUACGUUGCUCGACUCUGGACGGCAGUUUACAUUGCUCCCUGAGAAUAAUAGUAAGCAGUCCGGUCAAUGCUCUAUAAGUGGACAUACGCAUCCGGCUCCAGCGACUAAUAUCAGGCAAACAACGGCGUCGCAGUGCGUUAACAAUGUCGCGCGGCGAGAAAGCAGCGUGCAAGCGACGGAUGGGCGGUAUACGAGCACUUAUAAGCUGAUGCAUUGUCAUUCAACACCGACUUCCCCGCCGGAGCAAGUGACGGAGUUUCCUCCACAGAGAGCCGAUACGACGUAUCCUGGUCACGGGAAUUUCAUAGUGGGAGGUCAAGGAAGCGGUGAAAAUUAUUGUUACCCAAUGAAGAGUAAUGAGUUCAGAGGCGCCAUGUGCUGGCCAGACAGAGGUUCCGUCUGCAGCCCCAGACCCUCGCUGCAGCCGGACUCGUUCGCAACAUCCCUCCGAAAGUACCCGAACAUCUGCCAAGAUCGCUCCUCGGAGAUCGUCGAGAGACUCAUUAAUUUCACUCAGACUAAGAAUUCAUACAGAGACAACAGAUAUGCGUCGCCGUCUCGCAAUCUAGACACAAAACUGUCUAAUCAGACAUUCUGUGUUAACGCAAAAUCUAGAAUCACUGGCGGAGAGAGGUCUAAGAGAGGCUACCUUCCUGAAGUUACCAUCAGACCUACAAGAUUUGAAGAAUCGCGAGAAGUCUUUAAACAAGAUCCAUAUGAUGGAAGAGCAAAGGAAACUUGGAGAAAACCAACAUACUGCAAGACGAACGACGUCAGAUACCUCAGGGAUGUGUCGAGAAAUGUGAGGGACGGCAUCCGAAGUUUAUCAGCUCAGGCUAACGAUAGGCCGGAAAGAUUAAAUCCAAGAGAAAGAUCGAACUCUUCGAAUGAACAUCGGAGAGGUCAACAGCAAUGGAGUACCGAAACAGUGAAUAUGGAAAUACAAGCGGCCGUUCAGAUGAUAACGAGAGAAAUUAUGACGACGCCGAGGAUCGCACCCUCUCAGAGAACUGUCGCGGUACCUCUAACACCAACAUUAUCGGAAACUAAACAAAGUUUAGAUGAGAGAAAUGAAGAUACAGACAAUGUUUGUGAAGAGCAGCUUUUAAAUCCAAGAGCACAAUUUAUGGAGACGAAAUUAAGGCUCGUUGACACGAAUGUUCAAACUUUGUCUAACAACGUUGAGUUUAGUUUCCAUAAAAAACAUAAAAGAAGGGAUAGGAUACGCAGCCGUUCUGAAGAAAAACUACAAAUCAUUGAAUUGAUGAAGUACAGAAAUGCAGGCGUUGCCAAACAAAACGCUUUAAAAUCUAGGUCGUAUCGCAAGUUUCAUAGCAAAAGUAAGCCUAGUGAAAUUUUCGUAGAAUUCAUUAAAAAUUUUGAAAAUCAAAUAUUUCACGUUGGUAUACCUGGGAAGAGAGAAUGUGCAGUAGACAAAUAUCGUCAAUCCUUCGCUAAAAUAUUUUAUUCGAGUCCCACUGAUAGUAAAAUACAUUAUGAAGAUGACUUAAAUAAGAUAUUAGAGGCCUGGAUGAAACUUGUACCUUUAAAGUUAAAAGAUAAAUUUGAUAUUGAGAAGGAAAAGAAAUAUAUACAAUAUGAUUUAUUUAAUUAUUUAAAACGUAUCGCUACUGUUCCACCAGAACAAAUCAGAAAAGAAAAACUUAAAGCUGAUAUAUUAGACCGGUUGAAACUUAUUCACCUUGAUGUUAAAAGAAAUAAAGCAGCAACCCUAAAUUCACUAGCGGAAAUUUUAAUACAUAAAGUUACAUGUGUUGGUCGUCGGAGAUGGGACAUUGAUGGAAACAGAAAAGGAAGAGAUGUAAAUCAUUCUUUGUUGAAAAGUCUCCAGACACCGACAGAAAAAGACGUAGAAGCUUUCGUAUUAAAAUAUACUACAUUAUUUUUACAAAGGUUUGGUUUAAAGUUACAAAAAUCACUAAUCAAAGAGAUACAAGACGAAUUAUUAGAUAUAUUUAUAACAUCUAUGGAAGCAAUAACUAAUGGUAAUAUAGAGUUCGUUAAAACAGAUAUUGUACAAUUCCUUCGUAAAUAUGGUUUAUCUGAACAGAAAUCGUAUAAUUUUGCAAAUAUUUUAAUUAAAUAUUUCAAGGAAACAUUUACAAACGAUACGAUUCACCACAAAGUUAGAUCAGAAACACUAAUCGUAUUACCCAAUGUAUGUAGCAAAAGAUCAGUUGCCACAGUCCCUGAUCUUACGAUAGAGAAUAGCACUAACGAUGAUAUUGCUACAAAUUUAAAACAUUUUACAAACAAGAUAUGUCAACAUAUAAAUGAAUGGUUAAGUGACUUAGAAAUACCUCAAGCUCAAGAUAAAGAGUCGAGACAAGCUUUAAUAAACGAGCUAGCUGAAGAAAUAGUUGAAAGGCGUAAAUACCUGGAGCUUAAUCCAUAUCACAAAGUUUCUGAUGAAGCUGAACUUGAGCUAUUUAAGUAUCAAGUUUUCAAAUGGAUUAAAAAGCUCACAGUUCAAGAUAGUUUAGAAGCUGUAGAGCAUGUACAUGAUUUUAUGAAACGAAUUAAGAACAUUCCUGUUACUAUGAUAUCUAGACUACAAGACGAUUACAUCUUUUCUAAACAAUUAAAUGAUACUAAAAUUAUACCCGACAAAUCUGUAGAAUUAAACAUCGUUCCACAAAAAAAUAUAGUUUCUAUAGCCACAACUUGUAAUAUUGAUCAAAAUGCUCUGCAAAAUUAUGAAGAUUUCUCAAAAAUAAAAUCAAUAAUUGGCAGCACUUAUGCACCGUAUUAUAAAAAAGAAGGCAAUGCACAAAUAAUUAAUAUAGCAUUAAACAACAAUGAACAAAAAACAAAUAAAAAUCACGAAGUUAAACCUACGCCCCAGUGCUCUCACAAUUUAAAAAAUACUACUUGUGAACAGAGCUGCCCGAACCAAAACAAAGUUUUGAGUUCAAGUGUUGAUAUUAAAAAUAACGACCAACUUGAGGCAGAGUACGAUCAAUUCAUUAAGGAUUGGGUCCAAGAAAUACCAAUGGCAGCAACCAAUCAAAAGGAAGAGGUUAUAUUGGAGAAGGCGAGAUUAGGCAUAUAUAAUGGCUUAUGGAAAGUAAUAUCCAAACUAAAUUGUGAUCCUUCCACGUACUACAAUCAAUUUCUGUAUGAAGAUCUCCUUGACGAUGCUAUAGAUGAUUUAUUGGAUUGCUUACCUCAGUCUUCAGAUUUAAAAUCUAAAAGACAUUUGCUAAAGGUUAGACUUAUUGAAAAAACUAUUUCUACGAAUAAUCAAAUAAAAGAAAACGAAGAAGCAUCAUAUAAGAAUAAAUUAAUUCAAAAUGUUGUAAUUAAUUUACGAAAACAAGGCAUAACUGAUCAUCGAGACGGAAAUCCCACAGAAUUGCAUGAGCAUAUGCAAAUAACAAAAUUAGUUGAAAGCUAUCUUCUAUUAACAAAAUUCAAAAAUGAGGACAAAGUGAUAUCGAACGUUUACAGAAAAAAAUUGAUAAAAGAAGUUAAAGAUUUUGUUAAUGACUUAGUAAAAAAUCAUGCCAAAGAAUUAAAGGACAUUGAUUUAGAUAGUUAUGAAAAUGAUAUAGUGAAUCUUUUAAAUAAAGUUCCUCUCCCGAGUGAAAAUACAAUAAAACAAGAGGCUGACGACGUUCUCUUAGGCAUUGAAAUAGAACAAUGGUAUGGUGAUUUGCCAAUUGUUUCAAAUAACGAUUACACUGAACAAUAUCAAAGAAGAAAACAGAGAGAUAAUUUAGCUAAAAAGAUAAAAGAAAUCGAGAAUAAGAAUGACAUGGAUUCCUCUGAAAUGGAAUUAAGAAAUGAAGUGUCAAGAUUUCUCGAAAAAGCACCAUUGGAAGAAGGAGAAAGUUUAAACAUAAACUUCAUGGUAGAUGAACUGUUAAAUAGAUUAAAAAAUAAAACGAAAUAUGAUAAAAGUCAUAGUGCCAAGAGUCCUUGCUGCUCUAGUUUUACAAAGCUACCAAAAUCACCAAGAGUUGUCAUCAAAGAACCACCAAGUUAUAGAUUAUUUGAAGAAGAAAGACCCUCAAGUUCAUCAUUCAAAGAAACGUCUAAUAAACAGUGGCAUACUCUACAAAAAACUGUACCCGAUGUUGGUACACAAACAGAAAACAAAACUAUGCAUACACUGCCUCCAUACAUUGAUCCUUCAUAUACUCCUCCUAUAACUGAGACUCAUAUCGAAGCAAUGGACGGAAACGUAGCAGCCGGUACUUCAGAAUCUUAUCACGAACCACAUUAUUUUAUUCCACGUGAAAUCCAAGCCACAAGACAUGAUGGUAGGACAUAUGGCAAAGAACUUAAUGCUGACCCUGGAGUAAAUGAAGAUAACCACGAGAAUAUGUACAUAAAUAAUUUUCCGACAACAUCUCAAAGCUUGAAAGGUACAAGUCCUUAUCGACAAAGAAAUGGCUAUAUAUCUUACCCAAGAGAUAUUUUUACAGAAGAAAUGAAAAAUCAAACUACUAAUGACGAAGAAGAUCAAUUUCUCCUUAAAUCUUCAAAAGUGUCCCAAACCGACAAUAAAACAAAAAAUGUUGCGACAGAACCUGACACUGUUGAUAAUAAAACGAUGGAAUCACUUUUUCGACGUGCAAAAAAUUCUAACACUGCCCAAGUUCCGAAUGACAGAAGAGUACCAAAACUAGAAAAAGAUGCUCAAAGACAAAGAUUUACUUAUGAUUCUGACGAAGAAGAUAAAAUUCCUUGUAACUGUAUCGAGCGAUACCUGAAACAUAGACAAAAAAUGCAAAACUAUCCUUGUGAAGAUUUCGAUCGCCUGCCUUCGUGUCUACCGAUAUUUUACCCUUAUCCCUACUUUAUGUUAUAAAACAUAUUUCUGUAAUAAAUUGUUCCAACUA
This is a messenger RNA of Vanessa atalanta (red admiral), 5062 nucleotides long. RefSeq lists its product as uncharacterized. Bases 136 to 5031 code for a protein of 1631 amino acids. The transcript has 15 exons. The record is from RefSeq and is a predicted model, not a curated record. Lineage: Eukaryota; Metazoa; Arthropoda; Insecta; Lepidoptera; Nymphalidae.